This is a messenger RNA of Caenorhabditis auriculariae, 3258 nucleotides long. The record is from the annotation of a GenBank genome assembly. Lineage: Eukaryota; Metazoa; Nematoda; Chromadorea; Rhabditida; Rhabditidae.
AUGCCACAAGUUCAUGCAACACCAGAAAUCUCCAAGACGAUGAGAGUGAGAUUUCUCUCCUUUUUUCUUUCAAUAAUUUCAAUUAUAGACAAGAAGCAGCACAGACGUCGAUAACACUUGUACGCCUGCAGUCUCGCAAAACUUUUUUACACAAUCAACUUCUAUAGACGUUGAUGAUGCUCCUUUCAGGUUGAUUUCUCGAGCUUUUCAAGUUUAAACUGUUUUUGCAGGGCACGACUUUAUCAACUUUUUGGCUUAAUUGAGAAAGAGUUUGACUCUUUAUAUGCAGAAAAUUGUGCGCGUAGGUUUUUUCACCCAUCAAUAAAAAAUUCAGUGAAAAACACGAGAGGGUCCUAUCAAGUUAUGAGAGAAGUUGAAGUUUUUGAAAAUUUUGCUGUGGAGCUAUAGUCUGUUCAGAUUUUGACUGUCAAGUUCAAUGACGUCAUUCAAAAGCACUAUGUGGAUGGCUCGCUCUCUGAUUGGUUUAUCGCACCAUUAGGGGUAGAGCUAGAGCGAUGACUUGACAUUUAAAAUCUGCACAGAGUAAAUGAGGAAAAAUACCAAAAUUUCAAUAGGAUUCAGCAAAAAAAAAAGAAAAAUAGCUAAUCCGAUUUUUUUCAAAAAUCUGUUCUACUUUGAGAUUUCAGUGCGGGCUCGUAUUGCACAGCUUUCGGAGAACGAUGGAGAUACUUGCACACUUGCCACAGAGCAUUUCUCGGGCCAAGACUUUGUCAAAGGCUCCGGAGGGUCGAAAAAAGGUUUUUUUUUACCAAAAGCUGUGGCAAACGAGGAAUGAAAAGUGGUGCAACGCAAAGUGCUGUAGAUUUUGACAUUUGAUAACAUUCUAAAAAUAAACAAAAAAGUUUCACUUCUCAUUGAUUCCAAUAAGUAUUGCUGUCGAUUUUCUAUUCAAUGUAAAUUAUUAAAAGAUCUCCCACUAUCUUUUUCUAAACAUUAGUUGCUCGAAAAGUUGAGAAUUGUAGAUUGAAUUCAGCGAUGCAAAUGGGCCAAAAGCUGCGUACGGCGUUCCGUGGGCCUCCGGCUCGUCUUGUGUUCAAAACGGACGGCUCCAGGUUCAGGUUAGGAGCUUCUUUAAUGAUAACAAAACUUUCUCGCAAUUUAUUUUAUCUGAAAGUUUUUCCCACACAAUACAUGGAAACAUUGAAAACUUCUGAAAAGUUUUUUAAACCUUGUUUUUUAUCGUCUUUUUCUGCGUGAAAAUACAGUACAUUCAAAAUUUAUUCUAAUUUCAGCUUCACGUUAGUUUGACUAUGCGUGAUUUUAUUUUAUUUCAAUGAUUUUAUAAUUAAAAAAUUUUUUUCUUCACUUUUGAUCAGUGAUCAAAAUUUAAAUGCACAAAAACGCACUUUUUGGAAAUGGUCCCGAAAAAGAAAGGAUGAACUUCUAUUCUAUGUUGAUAUCACUGUCUCGGAUAAAUUCUGUGUUGAAAAUAGGCAAAUGAUUUCAGAACUCUGCUUAUAUCAGCGUUGUCAAUUCGGGGAAUCAUUCUCUGACAAAAUGGGAUUGCUAACGCCGCUCCGAACAUGAAUAUGUAGCUGGAUCGAGAUACAAUGUUAUUUUUUAGACUGACAAGGCAGGUCGACGGACAUCGGGAUGGAGUUUGGCACGUGACGACGGACGUCCCGCGGAACAUUUUCGCCAGCGCAAGUGCCGGUGAGUAGCUUCUCUAGUAGACUCCGAGCUCUCUGAUGGCAGACCAGACGGCCCGAGUUUGGUCGCUCGACUCGGGCCUCUGCAUCGGCACUUACUCUGGCCACUCGGGAAGUGUCAACUGCGUCGCUAUCUCGCCUGCUUCUGACGCGGGCGGUUCUCUGGUCCUUGCGACGUCCAGCGGCGAUGAAUCGACGCAUAUAUGGAAGUUGAGCCUUUCCGGUUGGUAUAGCCUCUGUCGUUUGUUUGAACCAUUUUUCGCCGAUCCUCUACAUUAUAGACUCACCCUUUAAAGCUAUGUGAAAAAUAGAUAAUAAUAACUUUUCAGCUUCAGGUACAGUUCAUACAAGUUCGGAAGAAGAAGACGAGGACAAAGAAGUCUACGAGCAGAGCGACAGACAGAAUCCUUCGGACAGCCAUGGUUUUAUUCCAAACUGGUCGUGAGAUAGAUGUAAUUGAUUUUCAGAGAGGGCGCCACAUUCGGAAGGAUUUCGGAUUCGAGUGCCUCAGUACCGCUUGACAGGACACCGUGCUCCCGUCGUCUGUUGCGAUUGGCUGUCAGGUUGGUCAGGUAAACUGGAUCUCAAGAUAACCGGUCGAACAGGCGGCCAAAAACUCAUAUCCGCCAGUUGGGACAAAACAGCCAACAUUUACGACGUGGAGAAGGGCGAAGUCAUCAAUAUAUUGAGCGGUGGAGAUUUCUCUCUCUGAAAGUAACUUGGGUGAGCUUUCAAGGACAUGAGCAGGAGCUGAACAAUUGCUGCUCUCAUGUCAACCAGAAGCUGGUAGCUACGUCUUCGAAAGAUACGACUUUCCGUCUUUGGGAUUUUCGAGACUCCAUUCAGUCGGUUUCAGUGUUUCAAGGUCAUCAAGAGUAAGUAUCCCAGAUGUUUCCAUUUUCGAAAUCCUUAUUCUUAUUUUCAGCUCAGUCACUUCGGUUGCAUUUUCUUCAGGAGAUCGUAUCGUUUCUGCAAGCGAAGAUCGCACAGUCAAGGUUUUCGGAUGCUUUGAAUUUUGCUGAAGAUUGAAAAAAAACGAAAGGUUUGGGACUUGCGAAACAUGCGAAGUUCUUUGUCGACUAUCCGUCUGUCAGCGGCGGCGAACCGCGUGGCAGUGAGCAAGGUAACAUUUCAUAUAUAUUUUUGGACAAAUUUCAAAAAUUGCAUGUAUUCAAAAAUGCUAAUCCUUUUAACCUCAAGUGUUUUCAAAUCGAAAUGAACGGCAUAAACUAGGAAGAUGCUUUUGCAUUGUAUCUUGCUAGUUUCCAUCUAGAUGUAUGCAGAUUCCCAACUUUAGGCACAUGGAGUGAUAGCAGUCCCGAUGGACAACCGCCACGUGCGCAUCUACGAUCUUUCUGGGAACUUGUUGCCGAGAGUUCCUAAAAGACGGGUCAGCUUUAUACAAACUAAUUUGGUAGAAUUCAACUCUUCCAAGAAUUUUAUUUUUUGAUUAUUAUGUUUUUAGUGUCAUUCACGAAUGGUAACGUGUGCCGCCUGGGCCGACGAUCACCCUCAGAACAACUUGAUCACUGCCGGCUUCGACCGACUCGUUGCGACUUGGCGCGUCGCCAUAAGCAAAGACAACUAG